Messenger RNA from Trichoderma harzianum CBS 226.95, 6669 nucleotides. RefSeq lists its product as hypothetical. The record is from RefSeq and is a predicted model, not a curated record. The transcript is spliced from 4 exons. Gene Ontology annotation, molecular function: phosphopantetheine binding; catalytic activity. Gene Ontology annotation, cellular component: cytoplasm. Gene Ontology annotation, biological process: secondary metabolite biosynthetic process; amino acid activation for nonribosomal peptide biosynthetic process. The coding region runs from base 1 to 6669 and encodes 2222 amino acids. NCBI's taxonomy places the organism in Eukaryota, Fungi, Ascomycota, Sordariomycetes, Hypocreales, Hypocreaceae.
AUGGCAUCAUUACCCACCAACUUGUGCGAACUGUUCGCCCAGUCCGUUCGGCAAUAUCCAGAAAAUCUUGCAGUCGAACAUGAAGAUGGAUCUUUUACUUAUAAGGAGUUAGAUGAAACUUCAUCAGCCUUAGCUCACGAUUUGAAACUUCUGCGAGUUGGAAGGGGAUCACUAGUUCUGUUGGUAACAACUCAUGGAAGCUUCAACAUUAUCGCAAUCCUAGCUAUUCUAAAAGCUGGAGGCUGCUUUGUUCCCAUCGAUCGCAAGACAUGGUCACCUGAAAUGAUUAAUUACGUAUGCGACACAGUCGAAAGUCACAUCAUUAUCAAUACUACGCCAGAACCCUUCUCAGCCGCCAAGGGGUCGCAUCACGUAUUGCAUUUGACUAGUCUUCCGACGAUAUCGUCGUCUCAGAUAUCCCCGUCCGUAUACCCUCAGACCUUGGAAGAUGAUGAUGCAUGCAUUAUCUUUACAAGUGGUAGUACCGGGUGCCCAAAAGGCGUCAUCCUCUCGCACAAGUCUUUGUGCUUAUACUCUACGACGAGUCCCAUAAACUUGGACAUCGUUCCAGGAGAUAGGCUGCUCCAUAUUUUGUCGGUGGCUUUUGAUGCCUGCGCUUGUAUGCUUUUCUCAACCUUAGGAAAUGGUGGCACCGUGGUCCCAACCCAAGCCGAAGACAUAUACGCCAAAGCCCCUUCAUGUACUGUAGCGGCUGCUACACCUUCAAUACUGAACACUAUAAUGGAUUCUUCGUCGGAUCCUAACAUUUUAAAUCACGUUCAUACCGUCAUCCUCGGCGGCGAGACCGCAAAGCAGGAUUUGCUGCGAUCCCUGUUGGAUGCUGGUAUUCGAGUUCUGGUCGGAUAUGGAGCGACAGAGACGACCUCCAUGGGCUCUAUACAUGUUGUAACCCGUGACCCAGAAACGAAUGCAAUCAAUCCGCUGCUGAUCGGGGCUUCAAUUAAACAAAGCCCAAUUCAUCUUGUGAACAGCGACGAUCAACUGAUCGAAGACAAUUUUGCGGAAGGGGAGAUACUCAUUGCAGGAGAUGGUCUCUCUCGUGGAUAUUACAAGGAUGAUGCGAAAACGAAUAGUACUUUCAUCUACUGGAAUUCAACACGAGUUUAUAAAACUGGCGAUUAUGGACGAUGGAUACCAAAUCCUGAAGGCGGCCGGUUGAUCGAGUUCCGCGGACGAAAAGAUAGAACAGUCAAGAAUGGAGGGUUCCUCGUGAAUCUAGACCGAGACGUUGAAAAUGCUCUCAGCCAUGUGGGUAUGUCACUCGGUGUAACAUCCGUCUGCGCUGCAGUGACAGAGGAUGGGAUUGUCGCAGUGGUGACUCCAGAAAGCAUUGAUACCAUGGCACUUUUAGCGAAAGCGAGGGACUCCAUGUCUACUUACUGUAUUCCGUAUCGAAUAGAGGCUGUGGAAUCAUUUCCUACAUCUUCCAACGGUAAAGUACAGCAUAGAAAAGUGCUGGAGGUUAUCUCAGCUACGGAUGGCAAAGUGGGCUCGAACAAGCCUGUUGCCCUGCCUUCACCACCCGCAUUACAACAGUCAGAUUCCGACACAAGCGUCGGGGAAGAACGGCUCUCGGAAAUUCUGAACGCUGCUUCAAAUGUAUUUGGACUCUCUGGAGGUGGACUGAAAAGAAUACAAGGAGGCGAUUCUUUCUUAAAGCUAGGUGGCUCGUCACUUUUAGCAUUCAAGCUUGCUUCAACCCUCCGCCAGCGAAAUCUCAAUAUCUCCCCCAAAGAUCUUUUUAGUGGUCAUACAUUUCAGGAACUAGCGAAAUACUCAUCAAAUAUUAAUAUUGCAGAAGAAGGGUCAUUGCCGUCACCCGCAGAUGAGAGAUUCGAUGUUACGCAGAAAUUAGCAUCUCUCCGAAGCCAGGCUCGGAGCAUUUUGGCUUUGGAGAAUGAUAGCUUUGACAUUGGUCCCCUGACCAGCUUACAGCUGACUCUGGCAUUGCCAACAUUGAGUUGCAGCUGGAAGAAUGUUAACCAAGUCAAAUUGGCUUACACAACCGAAUAUGCAAGCAUGAUUGAGAGAGCAUGGCGAGCAGUGUGGCAAGCGGAACCAGUAUUCAGAACUGAGCUAUGUUUGACCAUAGGAUGCGGCGCUCAGAUUGUCCACAAACGACCAAUGAGAAAGCCCAAGAUGCAGUUCUUUAAUCACUCGUCCGAUUAUGAAGAAGCAGUCCAGAAAGCCGAUACUAAUGUCGGAUUGGGCUGCUCGCUGGAAUUUAUUGUAUAUCACCCAACUGCCGUUCUCGGAGUCACGGCAGCCGUCAGCAUGCCAAAAGAAAUUGAAGAGCUGACAAUAGUCUUAACUGCUCAUCACAGCCUAAUGGACGGCUUGUCAUUGCAGAUCCUCCUGGCGAAUGUUGAACACGCUGCAAGGGGACGGCAGAUUCCCCGCAGUCUCAGUUCCAUUGAGGCCUAUCUCGAGUUGAUAUCAAUCCAGCAAAAGAAAGAUGCCAGUGCCAGAAGUUUCUUUUCCGAAUACUUGAGAAAGGUGCGACUGGCAGACAACCUCCCUAAGAAGCCCGAUAUCGCCAUUGGAGGGAACAUGAGCCUCACUAGCCCGAAUAACUCUAUCUUAUUCGGGCCCUCUGUUAACAGUGAUGAAGUUGCUCACUUUGCAACCCAAAUUGGUGUAUCGCCAGCAUGCGUCUAUUAUACUGCCUGGGCAAUGGCUAUGAGCACUUUUGAGAACAACUCCACAAUCGUCAUGGGCUCCGUGUUCUCUAACAGAGCGUCGCACCCUGAAUUCCAUAACGUGAUUGGUUUAUACAUGUCAACUUUGCCUUUGGUUGUCAGUAUUGAUGCAAAUGAAACAGUAUACCAGCUUCUUCACAGGACUAUGGGCGACAUACUUUCUCUCGGGGAAUAUGCUUGGGCACGCUCGGAUCAAGUUGGCAUCGGCAGCCACAUGAAUAGCCUGGUGGCACUUCAACCACCACUUCCUGAUGAGAACUCACACCCUCCAGCUAUUCGGGCAGAGUCGGUGGAGAACAGCGAGUUUCCACUAUCGCUGUUGAUAGAAUCCAAUGGAGAAUUUCGCAUUUUGCACAAUAGCGGUGUGUUUGAUGAAGGUGCAAUCCGACGGUUAGGCGGGCAUUUCAAGCAAGCACUUCGGGGCGUGCUAAAUCACACCUUGGUGGGCGAAUGUAUGAGGUUGAAUGCUCUUCAAGAAACUGUAUAUCUGAAGGCGGAAAAGGUCAGGAUCGGGCAAAGUGAGCAAACAGUCAAGAGGGCCUUGGAGGACUCGAUCGACCGGUUCCAAGAGUACAUCGCCAUUGAGGAUUGCAAAGGCAACACGCUCACUUAUAGACAACUCGAACAGCAAACAAACAUUAUUGCCAGCAUGAUUAAUGAACAUUUAUCUGAUACAACGGCUACGAGUGUUGCCAUAUAUGGCGAUGGAUCAGUCGGGUGGCUGCUAGGCUUGUUAGGAAUUCUCAAAACAAGCCGUACCUUUGUUCCUCUUGACCCUAAGUGGUCGAUGGAAAGAAAGGCUAUGGUUCUAGAAGCUAGCAAGGCAGCUGCCAUUGUUGUCCCCAGCUCUGCACAGCAAAACGAAGUCCCAAUGAUCGGUGCGAAGAAAGCAUUAACCAUAGAUCAUAUGCUAUCUGUUGAUGAACGGGCCGCAAGACUACCUGAUACUGGCCAUGCAGACUCUGUUCUUGUUUACAUCUUUACUUCGGGGACAACUGGAGCGCCAAAAGGUAUCCCUACAACUCAUCGAUCAUUUCUGGCAUUCCAGAGCAAUCCCGAGGCGACGAUGUUUGCUGCUCCUGGGAGGCGAACUGCCCAGUUUAUGUCACCUGCCUUUGAUGCUUGCAACGAAGAAAUCUUUUCUGCGCUACUGCACGGAGCAACACUUGUUCUGAGAGAUCCAUUAGAUCCAUAUGCCCAUCUACUGAAAGUUAAUACAGUAACCAUGACCCCGGCAGUUUUGUCUGUGCUGGAGCCAGAGCAUUACCCAAAUCUUGAGAUUAUAUAUGCCACCGGAGAAGCGAUAACGGCUCCUAUUGUCGAAAAGUUCGCUACUAAGAAGCUGCUUUACAAUGCUUACGGGCCAGCAGAGUGUUCCAUUAGCACGUCAUUUGAACGAAUGAUCCAAGGGGAUGUUAUCACUAUUGGAAAGGCUUCAGCGACAGCGCGCAUGUACCUUCUCGAUGAAAAGCAGAAUCCCGUUCCGAAAGGAGUUCAGGGCGAGAUAUACCUUGCCGGUGUGCAGGUGCUUGAACGGUACAUCAACGCUCCUGAACAGACGGCUUUACGUGUACUCCCCGAUCCAUGGCAUCCAAAAGAACGGAUGUAUCGCACCGGCGACUAUGGCAUCUGUGUGAAAGAUGGCCGGGUGAUAUAUAUGGGUCGAAUAGACCGUCAAGUCAAAAUUCGUGGCUUUCGCAUCGAGCUUGAUGGAGUAGAACAUGCGAUUCUGUCUGAGCCAGCGAUCGAUGACAUUUCGCAGUGCGCUGUGCUGGCAAUUGAUGGUUUACUCGUGGCAUAUAUCACAUUUGGCUCAAAGAACUCCCAAACUCCGACACAAGAGCGGAUAGAUCGGCUCCGUAAUAGGAUGCUCGAAACACAACUUCCUUCAUGGGUCCCCCAGCAGAUUGUCCCAAUUACUGAUUUCCCAAAGUCAGUAAAUGGGAAAGUGGAUAACAAAGCUCUGGAACAGAUGUACAGAUCAAGGUCUUUUCACCACGACGAGACUGUGCCUGGACCCUCCAUAUCAACGGACGUUAAUGGUGUUGAAUCCAAGCUAUCAGAGGCAUGGUGCGAAAUUCUUCAACUAAUACCUCCCGUACGCCUGAGUCCUGAGGAUAAUUUCUUCUCCUUGGGUGGGCACUCGGUGUUGGUCCUACUUUUAGCUACGAAACUUACGGGAAUAUUUGCUGUUGAGAUUACAACUCGUGAACUUUUGCCAUCUCCAGUGUUCCAAGACCAAGUUAACGCGAUUAAACAUCUACUGGAAACUAAGAGAGGCUCAGAGGGUCAUACAAAGGAGCCAAUACGCAGCCACGCAUUGCCAAUAGGGAAGUUAACAGAGCUGGAAAAGCAAGUGUGGUUCCAAUAUCAGGUUGGAACAACAGUCACAGCAUUCAACAUUGCCAACAUUUUAACCGUCAAUGGUCAAAUAGAUUACACCAGGCUCGUGAAUUCUGUCAAUACAGCAUUAGUGUCGGACCCAGUACUUAGCUGCAAUUUCGUGGAAGGACCUGACGGCCUGAGGAGAGUCAUUCGAAGCUCGGCUCCUCAAGUUCGCGAAGUGGAACAGCUCGAUAUCGCAUCAGAGAUAAACUAUGCCUUCGACUUGGAGCAUGAUGAGCUAAUUCGUGUCCAUAUUAUACGCCAACCUGAAGAACUAGGAGGCACAGAGAAGACAUCAAUGACCGAGAUCGUCAUCACAACUUCUCACAGUAUCGCUGAUUUGGCCACAUUGCAAAACUUACUUCGGCUCGUCUCAACCGCAUACGCAGGAAAAGUCAUAAAAGCACACAAAGAGCCACAGCAUCUGAGCUCGAGUCACUGGCAAUAUACUCCCACAAUGCUUGAGCAAAGCUUUUGGAGAGAAUAUUUGCGUAAAGAUGAUGCAGAGAGCUCCAAAUUAUCCCAUUUCAAGGUCCCGCUUCUUCCUUCCGUGACGGCAGCCUUCCAUGGGACAUCCCGAAUUUGCGAGUUCCGCGGGAAUCUAAUCACUAGACUGAAUGCUUUGAUAGAGCGGCUUGGUAUCACACACCAUCACAUGGCAUUAACAGUCGCUGCUCUUCUUCUGCAGUGGUUGAUGAAAGAGGAUGACAUUGUAUUGGGGGCUCCAAAUGCCAAUCGUUGUACCUCAAUUGAACGAGAAGCAUUAGGACAGUUCCUCGAUCGACUCCCCAUUCGCAUACUGCUCGAUUGUCCACGAUCUACUUCAGGCGGAGCGAGCCUCACGCAGAUACUGACAAAUGUCCGUGAUUCGGCAAUCACAGCUUUAACCAAUGCGAUCCCAUUCUCUAAAAUCUUGGAGGCACUCAACAUCUCAAGCGGUGGUCUUCAACAUCCAAUCUUUGAUUGCAUGGUGACAUUUCAUCUCCGAAACAAUAGCCUCGAUAAGUGGCUGCAGUUACCAGAUUGCGAUGUGACUGUAUCUCCUCGUUUUGCUGAAGGGGCCAAAUUCCCACUAAUGUUGGAAUGGUUCGAACUUGAUGCAGACUAUUGGUCGCUUCAUAUCGAGCACGAUACAAACCGGUUACCAAAUGCAAUUAUUGACACCAUUGAGCAUGUUCUAGAGGCAAUUCUCGAGGCAAUAGCGGAUGAAUGUCUGUUACUUGAUCUACAUACUCGCCUAGCAGAUGCUACGGAAGCUAGUUCAAGCUCAAUGGAUCACAAUGGGACGUCAGUUUCGAACGGCGGUCUGCCUCGCGUGCCAGGGCUUGGGCUAUUGCUACCAUUUUCGGAGGUAAUUAAUAUGAUUCAGACAGAGAUGAAGCUAUGCUUAGAUAAGGUCGAUGUACAAAUAUUACCCAACACGUCGUUUUUCUCUGUUGGAGCAGAUUCCAAUGCUGCAAUCGCACUUCGUCAUCGACUACGGGCACUGGGGCUUGAGGUGCCUUUGAGGGCGAUAUUUACGGCGAAGAGUCCGAUGGAAAUUGCAAGACAUGUUACAGUAUAG